AAGGAGAGAGUGAGCUUUGGCAGAGUAACAUUUUGCAGGCGAAGGGAGAGGCAGCGGCAUAAUCGAGCUCCCGGCUGGCGUGAGAGAAUCUUUGCACGCGCAGCCAAGCUCCAGUUCUUUCCAGUCUGAGUGCUGGUGCAAACUACAAAGUUUAAAGAAGCAGGUUGCUACCAUCCCGUUGCAAGCUGAAGUUCUUUUGCAUUGCAACAUAACUUCGGGCAGGGGGGAAAGAAGAAAGAGGAGGGGAAAGAGAACCCUUUGCUUUCCUCCCUCCUCACCAAUCGAAUCUCAACUCGCAUCGUCGCUUGAUAUGAAUGACAACUAUCAGCUGAACAGGAUGGCAACUUUGGAUGACAACAACAACGCCCCAGGUGGCGUGAUCAGUUACAUUGGUUCCAAUGGAUCUUCCCCAAGCCGCACCAGUCCCAUCUCUUUGUGUGGCAGUGACAGUUUGAAUGGUAGCUGCCAACUGUUUUCCCAUCCAACUUUCCCCAACUACUUCCCACCUUCACCUGCAGGAUCUCUGGUGCAGGAUUCUGGACGCCUUUAUGGGAGUAAUUCGACUGGACUUAGUGAUGAUGCCUCCCCGUCGUCGUCUUCCUCCUCUUCCUACAGCUCUGGAGGUUCUCCAGUGGGACUCCAAGUGACCUUGGAUGAUGGGAGGCGUGUUUCCCCUAUCAAAAGCACCAGCAGCAGCAUCACGAAACUCAAUGGGAUGGUCCUUCUAUGUAAAGUUUGUGGUGAUGUUGCUUCUGGCUUUCAUUAUGGUGUCCAUGCCUGUGAAGGCUGCAAGGGUUUCUUUCGGCGCAGCAUUCAGCAGAAUAUCCAAUACAAAAAGUGCCUGAAAAAUGAGACCUGCAGCAUUGUCCGCAUCAACCGGAAUCGUUGCCAGCAGUGUCGCUUUAAGAAGUGUCUGAGGGUUGGCAUGUCUCGUGAUGCCGUACGAUUUGGGCGCAUCCCCAAGCGUGAGAAGCAAAGGAUGUUGGCUGAGAUGCAGAGCGCAAUGAACAACAUGGCUAAUAAUCAACUGAGUGCACAGUGCCUCCCUGAGAAUCUCCCCACAGGACAUCCGCAGCCCAGUACCCUCUUGCUGGGCCACCAGUCUCAACCGGCACCUUCUUCCCCACCAUCCCGUGCAGCCUCCCCUCCCCAGAUUUCUCCUUGCUACUCCCAGCAACUGACACCUCCACGAUCCCCAAGCCCUGGAGAUGUCAUGGAGGAUGUCAUCGCACAAGUGGCUAAAGCCCACAAAGAAAUUUUUGUUUAUGCCCAUGACAAACUGGCCACAGGGCCCCAACCACCCACAGGGAGUAACAGUUCUCCUAGUUGGGACAACAAUUGGUUGAUUAAUGGCACCAAUGGGCUGCAUCUUCAGAAUGACAACUGGAAUACUGGCUCUGCCUCUAGACCUGCUUGCCAUCAGAAUAUCCAUGGACAUAGGUUUUGCCCCUCUGGGGAAACAGACCUCUCCCUUAAGCAAGAUGAAACCAGAGUCUUGGCUUGCCCAGUGAAUUGUCAUCCUCAUGGUUAUAGUGGCCGCACAUUUCAGGAGAUUUGGGAGGAUUUCUCACUGAGCUUUGUGUCAGCUGUACGAGAAGUUGUGGAAUUUGCUAAACACAUUCCGGGAUUUCAGGAGCUGUCACAACAUGACCAAGUCUCACUACUCAAAGCUGGCACAUUCGAGGUGCUGAUGGUUCGGUUUGCCUCCCUUUUCAAUGUCAAGGAGCAAACUGUAACGUUCAUGAGCCGCACAAAGUACAACCUUGAAGAGUUGUGGGGGAUGGGCAUGGAUGACUUGUUAACAUCCAUGUUUGAGUUCAGUGAGAAGCUUAGUGCCUUGCAACUAUCUGAAGAAGAACUGGGCCUCUUCACAGCAGUGGUGCUGAUCUCUGCAGAUCGCUCAGGCAUUGAGAACCCAGCAUCGGUGGAGCGGCUGCAGGAAACACUGAUCCGGGCGCUGCGAGCCCUCAUCCUCAAGAAUCACCCCCAGGAGACAUCCCGCUUUACUAAACUGCUCUUGAAACUGCCUGAUCUGCGCACCCUCAACAUGCACUCCGAAAAGCUUCUCUCCUUCCGCAUUGAUGCUCAGUAGAAGAUAGCGAGGGCAGAAAUACUGCGAGUCCAGGCUCCUGACCAAUUCUCCCUGCUUUAUUGCACUAACCAGACUAUUUUGGGCCUGGACCUGGCUAUCUAUUUAUGCGGGCAUAGCAACUGCUACUUCUGCCUGCUCAGAAACAAACAGCACAAACGCCUUUGUAAAUAUAUCCGUGUAUAUUGGAACUGUGUGAAGAGAAUACCCCUCUUCCUGGCUGUGGUGCCAACUUCAGGAGACAAAUACAAUGAAAUCAAAUUCUCUGGGUGGUUGUCUUCCUUCUUUUGUUCACUUGUUGCUCUCUCAAAUUGAAACUGCUGUGGGGAUUGGGAUCAAGUGUGGCAUGAUCCUUUGGCUGCCACCAGAUGGAAAGCAAAUCUUAAGAAAGAGGUGGAUAACUGGAGCCCCACUGGCUUUUUCAGGGAGGGUGAUGUGGUUUGAAGUCCUGUAAAAACUGCUAGGUGAGCAAGCUCACCUGCCUUAUUGAUUCCUUAAAAUGCUCAUCUUUUUUAACUUUUCCUUUGGUGUAGGAGACCUACAAAUUCCUUUUGUAAUACAUGCCACUUAAACGGCUUCAAUAAUUUUGAAAUAAUGUCCCUUGUCAGUAGAAAUGCAAGGGAAAUAACUAAACCACCUUUUUUGAAAUACUCCUGACUAGCAAAAAGAAAAAAAGAAUAAAUGAUCACCCAUUAUCAGAUUAAAUUUAAAUAAAAUGAGGCAAUUAGGUAUGCUGGCAAAUUGGCCUCUCUUUCCACAGCUUGGUGAACUUUCUGUGUGUAGGAGAGGUUUUACCCAUUAAGAGAGGCUUUGAUGGGUAAAAUAGUUAGAAGAGAACAGAUUUCAGCCCAACCUUGUACUCAGUUUUGGCGAUUAAAAGAAAGGAUGUUAUGCCAGCCACCAUUUUACCAGAAAUGAAACACCAAAAGUCAGUUGGGGCUGUGAGGUUUUUUUUUUGUCUUUGUUUAAGGGUAGGUUUGUUUGUUUUUUAAUCAUAUAUUUAUUACAUAAAUAUAUAGUAAAAUAGACCAGCAACAAUUACCAUAAAAAUAUCUUUCUUUAAAAUCCUGACCAAAAACACAAAAAGGGUUAUUUUUUUCCCCUGCCCCAGACUUUUCAGGGUUAUUUUUUUUUUCAAAAUCGCACGUCACAGACAAAUUGUGAUUGUCGUAUUUUUUACAUCAGCAGCUUCCUGCUUCCCAGAUGCAAAAAAAGGAAAAGGAAAGGAAGAAAAACAGAAAUAGAAAAAAGAAAAAGACACUAAGGGAGAAGGGGGAAAGGGAUGAGGCAGAGGGAACACUUUCCCCACCUGGUUUUUCCUUCCCUCUGGACUCUUCCCCCAUAACCCAACCCCCCUUCAGAAAACCCCAUCUCCCAAAUGUACAUUCACUAACUCCCUGCUCACAGUUUCUUUCCCUGCUCUGGACUGCGAGGGGGAAAACCACGAUGCAUAGUAUAUUGGGGGUUUAAGUAUAAAGUUAAGUAAAAAGUUGCCUCCUUAUUGGAAACUCCUUUUUAUUCUUCCAUAAUCUUUGAUGAUAAUCUGGAUUCAAAUUUUUUUUUAAAAAAAACCCUUUUAGAAAGAAAGACUGGCUGGGGUGAUGGUGAAGAAGGUAGUGGGAUACCAUUUAUAGGAUUGCAUGAGGUAUGUAUUGGCAAAGAAAUACUGAGAGGAGGUGUGGGAAUAAUAAUCAGUUUCUCUCUCUCCCCCCCCCUCCCCCAACAUGAAUAAGUGUAUAAUGGGGAAAAAUCUGCUUCUUACCCACAGUCAUUAAGUGCCCCGCGUGGAUGGAGGAAGGAAUUUUGGGCCACUGCCCUAAGAAGCAACACCUUUACUACAGAUUGCUUCUCCUAUAGGAGUAGUAUGGCGUACAAAAGAGGUGGGAGAGAUACUGUGUUCCUUGCACUGAACUCUGGGUAAAAUGUGAGCAUGGCAUGACAGGAAAGAAUGACACCUGAGGUGGCAAAGUAUCAAAGUAUGAAGUGUCGUGGGAGGGAUUCACACCCUGAGAUUUUCACAUCACGUUAAGGAUAAGUUAUGACUUGGGCAGCAGCCUAUGUACCCUCCUACCCCAGCUGACAUAAGAUGGGGGACAGUGCCCUCUCUAGGUAAACUGGCACAAAGGAAUUAAGUCAGAGGCCUCCUUUCUCCAUUAGCAGCUUUCUUGCGUAGAGUGUCUUGCAUAUAUAAAUCUCUAGUACAAAGGGGGGUGGGGGGGAAUUCUACCUUUCUGCAUUCAAACUCCUUAUGCAAAAGCUAUUUCAGCUCCCCUUAGGAGGUGGUGUUAUGUAUGUGCUGGUGGAGAGAAGAGAGUGUUCUAAAUGAGG
Messenger RNA from Thamnophis elegans (Western terrestrial garter snake), 4417 nucleotides. It is a transcript of the gene NR1D1, whose product is annotated as nuclear receptor subfamily 1 group D member 1. The transcript is spliced from 8 exons. Gene Ontology annotation, biological process: positive regulation of transcription by RNA polymerase II; cell differentiation; negative regulation of transcription by RNA polymerase II. The record is from RefSeq and is a predicted model, not a curated record. Bases 311 to 2092 code for a protein of 593 amino acids. Gene Ontology annotation, molecular function: nuclear receptor activity; zinc ion binding; RNA polymerase II cis-regulatory region sequence-specific DNA binding. NCBI's taxonomy places the organism in Eukaryota, Metazoa, Chordata, Lepidosauria, Squamata, Natricidae.